UGUUUCCAGUCCACUACUAUAUUUUAUGUUCUCCUGCCGCAGCGUAUUCCUGCCUUGAUUACUGGAUUACCUUUGUCCUAGAAAUCGACAAUAUGUCGCAUGCAGCGAAGGAAACUUUUCCAGAAGCAGAUGCCGUUAGAUUCCACGGAAGCAAGGCGCACCAGUCUCACACCAACCCUGAUCACUCGAACGUACUCAGUUUCUCUGUAACGAAUGCGAAGGAGAAAAGGAUUGCGAGCGGCCACCUCCACGAAAACGGAAACAUCGACUGGGCCGUCGCAAAAGAGAAAGAUAAAGAUAAGGGCAAGCUAAAGACCAAAGGCAAGGGUGGGAGCUCUCGAUCCCAGUCCAACCCGAGCCUACAGUGGGAGCUUGAUGACAAUGGACAGGUCCUGUGGUGGGACGGCGAGAACUGGCGGAAUGGAGAAUGAAUAGAACGAAGAAAAUAAAUCGUGGUAUGCGUAUUACGACGGAGAGUGGGUUGCCUUGAAGUAGGAUCAUGGUAAAGGGUGCGACGGGCUGGAUAUAGAGUGAGCAAGUGUCCAGGGAAAGAAGCCUUGAUGUUCGACAUUGUCGGGACCGUCGGCUUAGAUUCCCCAGGACCCCUUUAAAAUAGCCAUUUAGUUCUAUUUUUGCCUGGAACAGCCUUUUUUUGGUUUGCCAGUCCUCCCUUGUGCUUCCUUUCGCGAGCUGUAUGGGCCUCGGGUAACCUCCUACCCCUUGCCGGCAGUCCUAAAGGAUAAACG
This is a messenger RNA of Pyricularia oryzae 70-15, 746 nucleotides long. RefSeq lists its product as uncharacterized. Bases 93 to 431 code for a protein of 112 amino acids. The transcript has 3 exons. Lineage: Eukaryota; Fungi; Ascomycota; Sordariomycetes; Magnaporthales; Pyriculariaceae. The record is from RefSeq and is a predicted model, not a curated record.